AUGCAGAUUCUUAUCCUGGUUCUACUUCCUAUUUCGUUGGUGACCUAUGCGCUAUGCUGGAUAAUCUAUGUCAGAACACUACAUCCACUCAGCAAGAUCCCGGGACCAUUUUGGGCAUCCGUCAGCCGAGUUUGGAUUGUGCAAAAGCUUUACCGUGGGGAUAUGGAACAGACGCAGCGAACGCUUCACGCAAAAUACGGCCCACUAGUUAGAAUUGCGCCCAACGAGAUUGCUGUUGCUGAUCCAAACGCCAUAAAAUCGAUUUAUCCGAUGAAAAACCCUCUCACCAAAUCCGAUUUCUACCCAGUCUUCGGCAACACGGCCAUUAGCAAACAUGCGGACCACUUCAGCAACACGGACGAAAAAUCUCAUUCAGAGCGAAGGAGAAUUGUUAAUCAUGUUUACUCGCUCUCCAACAUCCUUCAAUCGGAAGAAUACAUCGAUGUCUGUUCAGAGCUGUUCAACCAACGCUUGGGAGAAUUUGCUGACACGGGCGAGUCAAUUGAUCUCGGAGAGUGGUUGCAAAUGUACGCCUUUGAUGUCAUUGGCGAGCUCUAUUUUGGGCGCAUGUUCGGCUUCAUGGAGCAUCGCCACGACCAUGAGUCGUAUAUUGCAUCAUUGGACGCGUUAAUGCCUACUUUGUGUAUUGCGUCUGUGGCUCCGAAAUUUACACGCCCAGUAAUUUUCCUGUCGUCUGUCUUGAUUCCUUCAGUAAAAAUAGCUCUUAAGGCCCUCGACCACAUUGCAGCAGCUGCCAAGAGCUGCGUAACACAGCGCUUUGCAGAUGCGGAGGGCUCAUUUGACACCGUCAAACGACGUGAUAUUUUGCAGCAGCUCAUGGAUAUUCGCAAAGAGAAAGGUCCGAAGCUUGACUUCGGUCUGAGUGAGAUCGAGUUGGAGUCAUACUCUGCUCUGUUUGCGGGUUCCGAUACUACGGCUAUUGCAAUGCGUUCAGUAUUUUAUUACCUUGCGAAAUCUCCGGCUGUAUACCGGGAAGUGCUCGCGGAACUCGACAAGGCAUUUGCAGAGGGUCAACUAAGUAUUCCCGUGAAGUUCUCCGAGGCCAUCAAGCUUCCCUUUCUAUGCGCCUGCAUUAAAGAAGCCAUGCGCAUGCACCCUAGUGUGCAGCUUACAAUGCCCCGUUUGAGUCCCAAAGGAGGUAUGGAGGUCUGCGGUGAGUACAUCCCGGCUGGGUAUAGACUUGGAAUGAACGCUGCAGUGAUCCAUCGUGAUCCCAAUAUUUUUGGGCAAGACGCAGACGUGUAUAGACCGUCUCGUUGGUUAGAGGGAAAUGCCACGUUCAUGGACAGAUACAUGUUACAGUUUGGAGCAGGAACGCGAACUUGCAUAGGGAAAAAUGCCCGUUUAACCCAGGGGGUUUUCCGAGUAUCGAGCACAGACGUCGCCCAGGGUACGAUCAGCAAAAGAGUUCAGGAUGACGGCGAUCGUGCUGAGAGAGGAGAGCUUAGGAGCACUGCGAGACAAAGAAGCGCUCGGGGAAUAGGAGCCUCGACAGUUUCUCUCCUACACUCGUCCGGCGCAAAAAUAAUCCACGGUGACUGGGACGCCGCUGGGGGACAGCAGUUGGAUGUAGCCCUACGCUCUUCCCAAGGUGUGGGAGAAACUACUUUUGUCGAAACAGAUGUCACCAACUACGAGUCGGUCCUGAACCUAUUCCAGGUAGCUUGGAGGAUGUAUGGCAGAGUCGAUAUUGCGGUUAGCAAUGCUGGGAUACAGGAGAUUGGAAACUUGUUUGAUCCAAGCCUUUGCUUGGAGAGUGUGAAAUCUAAACCUUCGAACAAAGUCAUAGACGUGAAUCUCGUCGGGACAUUGUAUUUUGCCCGUAUUGCUGCUGUAUACCUGAAAGAAGGUGCAAAGCCAGAUGAGGAUAAAAGUUUAGUGCUCGUUUCGUCCACCGCUGGCUUCAAAGAAACACCAGGUCUAUUCGCCUACUCUGCAGCCAAGCACGGCGUACUCGGUUUGCUACGUUCCCUACGUACAUAUUUGCCCAAAACACACAACAUCCGAGUCAAUGCGAUAUGCCCUUGGAUGACAGACACUGGAAUGGUGGAGGGGAUUAGAGAAAAUUGGCUGAAGGAAGGGUUGCCUGUGAACUCACCAGCAGAUUUAGGGAGGGUUAUUGUCGAAGUUGCAAUUGGGGAUGAUGGAAAAUCAGGGAAGUGGAGUGGUAGAGCAGUGUUCGUCGAAGGAGGUAGAGGAUGGGAUAUUGAAGAAGGCAUCAAUGCAACUGAGGAACAGUGGUUGGGUAAGGAGGUCAGCAGAGUAUUGAGCAGAGGACAGGACCUUCUUGGAGAUGGAACAGACUGGAAGAAAUCAGAGGCUGUGUAA
Venustampulla echinocandica is the source of this 2349-nucleotide messenger RNA. RefSeq lists its product as uncharacterized. The transcript has 7 exons. Gene Ontology annotation, molecular function: monooxygenase activity; heme binding; oxidoreductase activity, acting on paired donors, with incorporation or reduction of molecular oxygen. The record is from RefSeq and is a predicted model, not a curated record. Lineage: Eukaryota; Fungi; Ascomycota; Leotiomycetes; Helotiales; Pleuroascaceae. Bases 1 to 2349 code for a protein of 782 amino acids.